Cavia porcellus (domestic guinea pig) is the source of this 2453-nucleotide messenger RNA. RefSeq names its product zinc finger protein 211-like. The transcript has 3 exons. Gene Ontology annotation, molecular function: RNA polymerase II cis-regulatory region sequence-specific DNA binding; DNA-binding transcription factor activity, RNA polymerase II-specific. Lineage: Eukaryota; Metazoa; Chordata; Mammalia; Rodentia; Caviidae. The record is from RefSeq and is a predicted model, not a curated record. Gene Ontology annotation, biological process: regulation of transcription by RNA polymerase II. The coding region runs from base 150 to 1943 and encodes 597 amino acids.
GUCUGCGGGGCGGUCAUUGCGAGCGGGCUCAUGUCGGUUCCCCAGCCAGGAUUCUGGUGACCGGCGUUGACACGCAGUGACUGACGGGCUUGAUCGCGGGGCGUCGCAGCUCUCGACCAGUGGUGCCCGACCCGGGAGCCUCUGAGUAGAUGGCGGCAGCUGCGCCGAACAGCCCAGCCCAGGUUAGUGUCACUUUUGAAGAUGUGGCUGUGUAUUUCUCUUGGGAGGAGUGGGAUCUUCUUGAUGAGGCCCAGAGGCACCUGUACCUUGAGGUGAUGCUGGAGAACUUGGCACUAAUGUCUUCUCUGGGUUGUUCAUGUGGAGUGGAUGAUGAGGUGGCACCUUCUGAGUUGGGUCUUUAUGUGGACUUGUCACGGGUCAUGACUCUAAAAGAAGGCUUAUCUUCCCAGAAUGCCUACACUUAUGAAAUUUGUGGCCUGGUUUUGGGAGAGAUGCUGUGUUUGGCUCAGCACCAUGAAACACACUGUCGGAAAAAACCAUACAGCUGUGGGAAACAAUUCUACUUCAUGAAUAAUCUUCGCCAGCACCAAAGGCAGCACCUUAAAGAGGCAUCCUUUGGAAGCUUUGUGGACAGACACUCAUUUAUAAAGAGCUGCAUGGUCCAUGUGUCAGGGAGACCUUUUACUUGCAAAGGAGUUGAGAAGAGCUUCCUGGCCCGCAUGAGAUUUCCCUGUCCACAAGCCAUUCACACAGGAAAGAAACCAAGUAACUACCAGAUGGCCUUUCACAGUGGGAAAAGUCAUCAUAACUCAGGAAAAUGCAAUAAAACCUUCAGUGACACAAACACAUUGGUUCAGGACCAGGGAGUCCUAACCAGGAAAAGGCUUUUUGAGUGCAACAAGUGUGGGAAAAUCUGUACACUAAGAAGAAAUCUAAUUCAGCACCAGAGAAUCCACAGUGAAGACAGGCCUUAUAAAUGCAGUGAGUGUGGAAAAUUCUUUACCUACUAUUGCCGCUUCAUUAUCCAUCAGAGAAUUCACACUGGAGAAAGGCCUCAUGAGUGUAAUGAAUGUGGGAAAUCCUUCCGUCAGAUGUACAGCCUCAACAAACAUAAGAAAGUUCAUACUGGAGAAAGGCCUUAUGAGUGUGGUGAAUGUGGGAAAUUGUUUAGCCAAAGAUCCAACCUCAUUCUACAUCAGACUGUUCACACUGGAGAAAAGCCUUAUGAGUGUGAUGAAUGUGGGAAAUCCUUCCGUCAGAUAGACAGCCUCAGAAAACAUAGGAAAGUUCACACUGGAGAAAGGCCUUAUGAGUGUGGGGAAUGUGGGAAAGCAUUUAGCCGAAGAUCCAACCUCGCUGUACAUCAGACUGUUCACACUGGAGAAAAGCCUUACAAAUGCAGUGAAUGUGGGAAAUCUUUUAGCUGGAACCUCAGCCUCGUACACCAUCAGAGGGUACACACUGGAGAAAGGCCUCAUGAGUGCAGUGAGUGUGGGAAAUCCUUUAUCCAAAGAUCCAACCUCCUUCACCACCAAAGACUUCACACUGGAGAGAGGCCUUAUAAGUGUACUGAGUGUGGGAAGUCUUUUAAGGACAGGUCCAGCUUCAGUUCACAUUGGAAAGUCCACACAGGGGAAAGGCCUUAUGUGUGUGGAGAAUGUGGGAAAACUUUUAGCCGUAGCUCCAGCCUUAGGAAGCAUGAGAGAGUUCACAGUGAAGAUAGGCCUUUUAAGUGCAAAGAAUGUGAAAAAUCCUUUAGGUAUAAAUAUAACCUCUUUAAACACAUAAGAGUUCACACCAGAGAAAGGCCUUAUGAGUGCAGUGAAUGUGGGAAGUCAUUUAGCCAAACUUCUGACCUCAUUCAGCACCAGCAAAUUCAUACUGGAAAAGGACCUUACCAGUGUAGUGAAUGUGGGAAAUCCUUCAGCUCCAAAUCUGUUCUCACUAAACACCAAAGAAUUCACACUAGAGAAAGACCUUAACUGUUUAUGGAACACUCAUUCCUUUUACUGUCGUUACUCUGGAGCAAAGCAUGUAAGAGCUGUCAAUCUCAAUUGAGCCCUCAAGCUGUGAUGACGUCAUGGGGAGAAUUCUUUUUACUUCCAUUCCAUAAAGCUUAAAGCAGCUGUGUUUAACUUUCUAACUUGUGCAGAGGUCUUGCCAUUUGUCAUGUUUUGAGGAAGAGAACAUAGGACUUCCACACUUGCAGUCUAUAGUGCAGCAAUCACCAUUCCAGCUUGACAGAGGAACUGACCUAUACUUCCCUUUUACUGGAUGAAGUGAUGAUGGAUCUGAGCUUUCAUUCCUGUUCUGCAAGUUAGGGCUUGAACUUGAUCUAGAUAAUACUGAAGACCCACUUAAGUGUGUUUGGGCAGCUUGUCAGGAAGAGCUCUUCUGACUGGAUUUCUUUCCAGCCUCUUGAGUCACCAACCUGGAAACUACCUGCUUAUAUUAUUUUGAUUUUUGUAAUAAUAAAAUCUUCAUUUAAGUUA